Colletotrichum destructivum is the source of this 1812-nucleotide messenger RNA. Its product is annotated as Putative phospholipid/glycerol acyltransferase. The transcript has 2 exons. Gene Ontology annotation, biological process: phosphatidic acid biosynthetic process. Gene Ontology annotation, cellular component: membrane; endoplasmic reticulum. Gene Ontology annotation, molecular function: 1-acylglycerol-3-phosphate O-acyltransferase activity. Bases 505 to 1422 code for a protein of 305 amino acids. The record is from RefSeq and is a predicted model, not a curated record. Lineage: Eukaryota; Fungi; Ascomycota; Sordariomycetes; Glomerellales; Glomerellaceae.
CUUCUUCCACCGCCAAGGUAUCCAUCCAUCCGUUCGUUCUGUCCAUCUGGCUGCCCAGCCCACCAACACCGAUUUCCUUACAUCGUCAUUGCAAGAGCCUCGUCAACUUUUCCUCCCUGAGACACACCUCCAACUCACACGUUGCGCUCCUCCCCUCCCACGUAUCAUGUGUCUUCGGAAGUUGUAGCCUUCGCCUUCCUCUCACUAUCCACCUCUCUAUUUUCCUCCCCCUUCGUCCACAAUCUCUCAUCCCCCUCCCAAGUCCUACAACUUGUUGCAUCGCUUCGCCUCGCUCUUGUGACGAUCGUUUGCCUCGACCCCGCGCUCGGAGCGCUCCCUGAGUCCCCUCUCCCCAACAUAUUUUGUUCUGAGGCGCCUUCUCCCCCGAAAGAAGCUUAACGCCUGCCGUCCCCGACUAUCAUCUUUUCCCCCUCCAAGCUUCCGCGCGCCUGUCUCUUUUUACGCCAGCUGCCGCCGCACCGACCAGGCGCAUAAUUAUCAGCCAUGUCGGCUUUCCUAGGCUACAUCUUCUCCUUCUUCAAGGGCUACGCCGCUCUUGUCGUCGCCCUCUACAUGCUGUCCUUCGUCGUUCCAAAGGCAGCCUUCGCUGCCCGCGUCCUCGCGUCCUACAUCUCGCUGGCAUUGGCGGCUGGAUGGGGCGUCUUCGCUUCCAUCUUCUUGCGCCUCAUUGGCGAGCAGGGCAUCGCGCAAUGGAUGACCGGCCGGGCUUUCAGCUAUCUUAUGGCCCUCACGACAGGUAUCACUUUUGAGAUCAUUGAUCCCAACGACGUCCUCAACACCACCCGUCCCGCCGUCUUCGUCGGCAACCACCAGACCGAGCUUGAUGUUCUCAUGCUGGGUGCCAUGUUCCCCAAGUAUUGCAGCGUCACCGCAAAGGCCUCGCUCAAGAAGACGCCCAUCCUCGGCUGGUUCAUGACCCUGAGCGGCUCCAUCUUCAUCGACCGUAAGAACGCCAAGGAUGCCAGGGAUGUCAUGUCUGGUGCUGCCGACCAGAUUCGCAAGAGGAACCAGAGCGUCUACAUGUUCCCCGAGGGCACUCGUAGCUACGCAAAGGACCCCGUGCUGUUGCCCUUCAAGAAGGGUGCCUUCCACCUUGCAAUCCAGGCCGGCGUGCCCAUCGUCCCGUGCGUCGUCGCCAACUAUAGCCACGUCCUCUGGCUCAAGGGUCUCGUCUUCAACUCUGGCAAGAUUCCCGUCAAGGUCCUCGACCCUAUCCCUACCACUGGCCUGACCGCCGCUGAUGUCGACGAGCUUACUCGCAAGACUCGAGACCUGAUGUUGGAGGAGCUUGUUGCCCUCUCUGAGAAGGCCCAGGGCCGACCUAUGAAGGUCGCCCACGAUGUCGCUUCCGCAAAGACCACCGGCACCGACGCCGCUGCUGAUACCGUCUCGACUCUGUGAAAUACCAGGACUCUGCAAAUGGCCGAGGGCCAGUUUCGGACGAGAUAACGCACUGGGGCCUACCUUUGACGGACACUACGCUUCCAAAUAAAUAUGUAUAACCCGCAUCAAGAAGGGCCCGAUGGCAACAACUCCACCACAGGAGGGAGCCUCAAGUAGCAAGAAUGCAUGGUUGGGUAUGGGUAGGGUAGAUUCGGAAGGGGGCAUUUCUUGAUACCCUAUAGACCGAAAGCACUUCCUCGCUCCGCUGGCCUAUUCGUCUGGCCUGCGGGGCUUUGAGGGACUAGACGUUCGACAUGACAUGUAGAUGAACACGGCGUGCAGGCAGCAUUUCUGUUGAAUGGCAUUUUACAUUGGUUUAUUUAUGCGGCUUAUAAUAUACCAGAGUCC